UAGGUCCGAAGAAAUUACAGACCCCUUAGGUUCUGCGAUUCGCACCUGGUCUAUGAGACAACUUUAGAAAGCGCUAACCGCGCACCUCAUGGAUGCCUGGACGGCUUCCGUGGCAUGGUACUUCGUUUGGCUCUCUCUCCUCACAGUGACGGUCUUGGCGCAGUCGUCCGAUGAGUUGCUCCUGGGGCGGGUGGCGGAGAUGGAGGAGCAGCUCAACCUGCAGCUGGUGGAGGGACCGCCUGACGGCACCGCUCAGACCUCGAGAAGUGCCACAGACAAGGCUGCCGCCGCCACUGCCGGCAUGGACACUGCAGCUGCCACACUUCUUCUGCGUCCCACCUUCACAGAAGGGCUGCUGAAAACCUCCUCUCUGCCCCGCGGCAUCUACCGCAACAAGCUGAAUAGCACCUUCCUGGAAUACCACCGAAACGUGCACCAGAAGGAGGUAGAACUGCACUGCAAGGGCGGCACCUGCCCGAGCCUGGACAGCUGUGGCUCGGCGUUCCCGAACGUGCGGGCCUGCUUCUUUCCGAACCUGGUCGAUGAGGAGUACCUGUUUCCGAACCAGCCUGUGAAUUGCCCAAAGCUGUCGAACUUGGAGGAGGUUGGGGCGAAAGGGGCGGAUCCGAGGUGUACCCACCCAGGGGAUAACCUGCGGUUUGAUAAGUUUGUGCCGCAGUAUUUUGAGAUUAAAGACGUGUAUGUGGAUGGUAACGGGGUGCUCUUUAACGAGUCGCUGCAUUUCUUCCGCCACGGGUGCUUCAAGGACAAAGAGUUCGCCUAUCACGCCAACCAGACCUCGGUGCAGCACUACCAUCGCCUCGUGUCGCUGCUGUACCAGCUGGGAGGGGCGUUCUACCACACGCUCAUCGAGGUCGUGCCCCACUUCCUGCUGCUCGCCCCGUUAUUGAAAGACAACCCCGGCAUGCCCAUUGCUGUCAGCCGCAAGCAGGCAACACAGCUAAAGAUGUACGACUCUGUGCUGCACCCCAUCGUGGGCAUCAGCUCGCGGGACUUGAACCUCGUUCUCGUCGAGGAUAGGAAUCAGAAGAUGCUGCUGCAUGCUGACAUGGCGUACCAGCCUGUGUUCCAAGCGUGCGGCAGGGCAGCACCGGGCAUGUGGCGAGAGUUGAGGCGGCGCUACCUCGUGCCCCCCGACGGGCUUCCCAUGUUCUUCCCGGGCUUCGUUCCUCGAAACAAUGGCAGCAGCAGGGGCAACAGCAGCAUUGGCAGCAACAGCACGGCUACCACUGGUGAUUCUAGUGACAGCAGCAGCAGCAGCAGCAGCACUAAUACCACCAGCAGCAGCAACCCCCCUCCAUGGACGGACGAGCAGAUGGCUCGGCUGCCCGCCAGCUGGCUGGCUGUGAUUGCUCGGCGCCACAAGUCCAAGCGGCGCAUCGCUGGCUUCCCGCAAUUGGUGGACGCCAUGAAGCAGAUCUUCCACCCUUCUAGGGUCUACGUGUUCGACGGCAAGCUGAAUCUGACUCAAGCCAAGACAGUGUUCAACAGAGCAGCGGUAUUCGUGGGCCUACACGGAGCAGGCCUAGCCAACAUGGUCUUCAUGCCUCUCAACGCCAGCGUGUUUGAAAUCCGCCCCCGAGGCUACCCUAACCCCUGCUACCACCACCUGGCUGAGGCCACCCAGAUGCACUAUCAUCUGAUCCUAGGCAACGGGUCUAAAGACACCGAGUUAAAGUUCAACCACACGGAAGCCGUUGAUGUGCUGAGGCUGAUUGCCAAUCGCACGCGUGCCCGAAUGUCGGCUGAAAAGUUUGAGUCUAUUAAUCUGCUGCCGCCGCUGGAGGCGGUUGGGGAGGAGGAUUGGGAGGAGGGGGAUGGGAUGGAGGGGGAUGAGGAGGAGGACAGCGGGGGGGGGAAUGGGGAGAUGGCUAUUCCGCUUGAGCUUAUGGCGGAUGUGACUCUAAAGGCGCUGAAUGAGACCGAUGGGGAGGGGGAGAAGGAGGAGGAGGUGGCGAGUUUAGAUGAGAAGACUAUUAAGAAAAUGGAGGGAGAGAGGGUGGUGGAGAGUGGGGAGUUGAGUGAGGAAUUGAAACGGUCAGAGAUGAAACAGGUGCAUGUUAAUUCAGGGGUGGGGCACGACAAGCGAAAGGCGAUUCUCAACUGCACGGGCAGCCGAUGCCCGGAUUUUCCGGGCAGAUGUGAAACGAAUCAUGAAGUCUCUGCCUGCAGGAUGGAUGAGAUUUCGGAUGAGGGCUUCGCCCGCCCGGCAAUCCCUAUAAACUGCCCUAAAAAAGAGAAUUUGACGACAGUGGGGCCGGAGGGGAUGGAUGAGAGCUGCUCUCACAAAUCGGAUUUCGGGUGGUACGAGCCGGGUACAUUCCAGAUUUACCUUCUGCGGGGAGUGUAUAUCGACCACGAGGGGCAUGUGUUCAACAAAACGACCCAUUUCAACCGGGAGGGGUGCAACAACGAUGCGCCGUUUGGGUACAAGAAGGGAGCGAAGGUCCACAAGAUGAAGAGGGUUGUGAACCUGGUGUACUACCAGGGCCGCAACUUCUACCACGGACUCAUCGAGUGGACGCCCCAGCUGUUCCUCCUCAGCUCGCUCCUGGCAGCCAACCCCACCAUCCCUCUUCUGGCCAUAUCCGACCAGUGGGACUUUUACGAGACUAUCUCGAAGCCCAUCAUAGGCCUGGAGCAGUUUGCUAUGAACCGACUCAAUAUAAGCCGCGGAGAGCUGUUCUAUGCGGAUGAGGUGUACCUGCCCUUAUACCAGGCAUGUGGCAAGGCCAGCCCGUCUCUCUGGUCGCUCCUCCGCUCCCACUUCCUCCUCGCCCCCCAAGGCCUCCCCAUCUUUCCGCCCACCAGCUGGAUCCAACGGCCAGGAUUGGCUGAUCCGGUGAAUCAGACUGAGGCGGCCACGGUGCCGCCUGAUUGGACAGUGCUGCUCGUACGACGGCCAGGUGUCAAGCGCUCAUUGGACCGCUGGGAUGAGCUGUAUGAGUCGGCCGUGACGGUGUUUUCAUUGAAUCGGGUUCACGUGCUGAACGGCUCCGUGCCCAUGCUGAAAGCUCGUUCACUGUUCCGCAGAGCGAGGCUGCUUAUAGCGGGUCACGGGGCAGCAAUGGCAAACAUGAUUUUCAUGCGGCCAAACAUGACCGUCUUGGAGAUCCGACCCGAUCAGAGUAACAACGCGUGUUACCACCACCUAGCACAUGCGUGUGGGCUCCGGUACUAUCUUACAUUUGGGCAGGGGGAUGGGGAGAGUAUAGUGAAGAUCGAUGUGGGUAAGAUAACUGGGGUGCUGAAGGAUAUUGCCAAGACGUUUCCCCCUUUGCCUGGGGAUGAGCACCCAGACGAUGUUUCUAUAUUUGGGGAUGGCUAAAGCUUGCACAUCUUAUUUUUACACAUUGUCAACACUGUUUGCUGGCAAUUCAGAUUCGUUGUUUUCCAGGGUUUA
Messenger RNA from Closterium sp. NIES-67, 3424 nucleotides. Lineage: Eukaryota; Viridiplantae; Streptophyta; Zygnematophyceae; Desmidiales; Closteriaceae. The record is from the annotation of a GenBank genome assembly.